Molecule: messenger RNA, 2475 nt
Organism: Homo sapiens (human)
Lineage: Eukaryota; Metazoa; Chordata; Mammalia; Primates; Hominidae
Gene: PPIL4
Product: peptidylprolyl isomerase like 4
Exons: 13
Coding region: 39-1517 (492 amino acids)
Cellular component (GO): nucleus
Molecular function (GO): peptidyl-prolyl cis-trans isomerase activity; RNA binding; nucleic acid binding
Source: RefSeq, marked reviewed
CUCCUCCCGGGGUUUGUAGCGGAGGAGGAGCGGGCGCCAUGGCGGUUCUACUGGAGACCACUUUAGGCGACGUCGUCAUCGACUUGUACACCGAAGAACGGCCGCGUGCCUGCUUGAAUUUCUUGAAACUGUGCAAAAUAAAAUAUUACAAUUAUUGCCUUAUUCACAAUGUACAGAGGGAUUUUAUCAUACAAACUGGCGAUCCUACAGGGACUGGCCGUGGAGGAGAGUCUAUCUUUGGCCAACUGUAUGGUGAUCAAGCAAGCUUUUUUGAGGCAGAAAAAGUCCCAAGAAUUAAGCACAAGAAGAAAGGCACAGUGUCCAUGGUGAAUAAUGGCAGUGAUCAACAUGGAUCUCAGUUUCUUAUCACCACAGGAGAAAAUCUAGAUUAUCUUGAUGGUGUCCAUACGGUGUUUGGUGAGGUGACAGAAGGCAUGGACAUAAUUAAGAAAAUUAAUGAGACCUUUGUUGACAAGGACUUUGUACCAUAUCAGGAUAUCAGGAUAAAUCAUACGGUGAUUUUAGAUGAUCCAUUUGAUGACCCUCCUGAUUUAUUAAUCCCUGAUCGAUCACCAGAACCUACAAGGGAACAAUUAGAUAGUGGUCGAAUAGGAGCAGAUGAAGAAAUUGAUGAUUUCAAAGGAAGAUCAGCUGAGGAAGUAGAAGAAAUAAAGGCAGAAAAAGAGGCUAAAACUCAGGCUAUACUUUUGGAGAUGGUGGGAGACCUACCUGAUGCAGAUAUUAAACCUCCAGAAAAUGUACUGUUUGUGUGUAAAUUGAACCCAGUGACCACAGAUGAGGAUCUGGAAAUAAUAUUCUCUAGAUUUGGGCCAAUAAGAAGUUGUGAAGUUAUCCGAGACUGGAAGACAGGAGAGUCCCUCUGUUACGCUUUUAUUGAAUUUGAAAAGGAAGAAGAUUGUGAGAAAGCAUUCUUCAAAAUGGACAAUGUGCUUAUAGAUGACAGAAGAAUACAUGUGGAUUUUAGCCAGUCGGUUGCAAAGGUUAAAUGGAAAGGAAAAGGUGGGAAAUACACCAAGAGUGAUUUCAAGGAGUAUGAAAAAGAACAGGAUAAACCACCUAAUUUGGUUCUGAAAGAUAAAGUAAAGCCCAAACAGGAUACAAAAUACGAUCUUAUAUUAGAUGAGCAGGCCGAAGACUCAAAAUCAAGUCACUCACACACAAGUAAAAAACACAAGAAGAAAACCCAUCACUGUUCUGAAGAGAAAGAAGAUGAGGACUACAUGCCAAUCAAAAAUACUAAUCAGGAUAUCUAUAGAGAAAUGGGGUUUGGUCACUAUGAAGAAGAAGAAAGCUGUUGGGAGAAACAAAAGAGUGAAAAGAGAGACCGAACUCAGAACCGAAGUCGUAGCCGAUCUCGAGAGAGGGAUGGCCAUUAUAGUAAUAGUCAUAAAUCAAAAUACCAAACAGAUCUUUAUGAAAGAGAAAGGAGUAAAAAGAGAGACCGAAGCAGAAGUCCAAAGAAGUCCAAAGAUAAAGAAAAAUCUAAGUAUAGAUGAAAGAUGAAGAGGCAGAAUUGAGAGGCUAACAUAUUUACUCUUGUCUAACUUAAGAGUGCCAGGAAAGCAGAUGCUUAGAUUUUGUGUCAAAGCUUGUUAUUUUUUUCAUACUAGGAUUAUGGUCUUUAGAUUAAUACUGAUUAUAUAGAGCACGGAAAGAUAAAGAAUUGAACAUUUUCUUUGUAUACUUUUUUACACUAAUUUUAUUGUUAUACAUAAAUGGUAGUCUUCAUUUUUGAAGUCUUACAUUUUCACUCUUUUUUUAAUGAAGUAUUUCAUACUACAAAAAUACAUAAACGUAUAUAUAAAGGGAUAAUAAAUGUAAAUAUCUGUGUACUCAUCAGCCAGCUUAAGAUACAGAUGUUGUCGACAUUUUAGAAGUUCCCUAAGGCCCUCUCCCUCUCAAAUAAUUAUUUGGAAUUUUGUGUUUGUCAUUUGUCUAUUAUAGUUUUACAACAUACGUAUGUAUCUGUAAGUGAAAUGUUAAUUUUGUAUGUUUCUGAAUUUUAUAUAAAUGGCAAAAUGUUUACUUCUGUGACUUUCUUUCAUUUUUAUUGCUAUAUAGUAUUAUAUAAAUAUACUACAACUUAUUCAUUCUUGAUGGACAUUUGAGUUUUGUUUAUUUGUUUUUGCUGUUGAAACAAUGCUGCUGUGAACAUUGUAUCUAGCAGUUAUAUUGCUUGAUAUAUUGAUAAAAUAAUGCCAAAUUUGUGUUCUGAAGUGACUGUACUAGUUUAUACCUCUCUUGGCACUGUGAGUUACCUUUGUUUCAUAGCAUCUCCAACACUUAAGUUCAGACUUAAAAAUUUGCCAACCUAGUGGAUGUUAAGUGGUAUCUACCUGUGAUUUCCAGCAAGAUUACUGUUAUCUCUGCUCUUCCAUGUGUAAGAUGUCAUUUUUUUCCUGGCUGCUUUUAAGGUUUUCUGUCACUGGUUGUAAGAAGUUUGAUUAUGAUGUG